AUGAUGCUCAGGUGGAAACUGCCCAAAGUCCUCUGCACUGGGCUGACUCUGGUCAUUGCCGUCAAUCUCCUCCUGGCGUUUUCUACCAAGAGGCCUUUUCAAGGCUUGAUUCUGGGUAGUCACCAAAGGGAGCUCCGUUCAUCUCUCUCAGAGUGGGAUGAAGCCAUGGCCAAGAGACUCUCUCACCUGGAGGAGGAUGUGCAACAUCUGAAAGAAAGUAUGUUAUUGGCUAUGAAGCAACACAAAAAUGUGGAGACUACAAAAAAGAAGGAGAAAGUUGAAGUUCACCCUGUUCAAAAUGCAGUGAAUGCCAAGGUGACAGAGUCAAAGCAGCCCGCACCACCAAGGAAACUCUUCCCACAUUCCAGGCUCUUUCAACAGUGGGGCGAGGGUCUUUCUGAGGCCCAGCAGAAAGAUGCCCAGGACCUGUUCCAGAGGUUUGGCUACAACGUUUACCUCAGCAACCAGUUACCUCACAAUCGCAGCAUCCCAGACACACGAGAUGCCAGGUGUCUUCAGAAGACAUACCCUUCCCCACUCCCAUCCCUCAGUGUCAUUCUCAUAUUUGUGGAUGAAGCUCUGUCCAUCAUACAGCGGGCUAUCAUCAGUGUUAUCAGCCGGACCCCUCCUCAGUUGUUGAAGGAAAUCAUCUUGGUGGAUGAUUUUAGCUCAAAUGGGGAACUAAAAGAGCACUUGGAUGAGAAGAUUAAGCUUUACAACCAGAAAUACCCAGGGCUACUGAAAAUAGUACGGCACACCGAGAGAAAAGGUCUUGCUCAGGCACGCAACACUGGCUGGGAAGCUGCCACAGCUGAUGUGGUCGCCAUCUUGGAUGCUCAUAUUGAAGUGAACGUUGGGUGGGCAGAGCCCAUCUUGGCUCGGAUUCAGGAAGACCGCACUGUGAUUGUGUCUCCUGUGUUUGACAACAUUCGUUUUGACACCUUCAGAGUGCAUAAGUAUGCACUGGCAGUGGAUGGGUUUAACUGGGAACUAUGGUGCCGCUAUGAUGCACUGCCACAAUCCUGGAUUGAUCUGCAUGAUGUCACUGCACCAGUGAAGAGUCCCUCUCUCAUGGGCAUCCUGGCUGCCGACAGGCUCUUCUUGGGAGAGAUCGGGGCUCUGGACGGCGGGAUGCUGGUCUAUGGAGGAGAGAAUGUGGAACUUAGCCUGAGGGUGUGGCAGUGUGGAGGGAAGAUUGAGAUCUUACCCUGUUCCCGUAUUGCUCACCUAGAGAGACACCACAAACCCUAUGCCUUGGAUCUAAGUGGUGCCUUGAGACGCAAUGCUCUUCGAGUGGCCGAAAUCUGGAUGGAUGAGUAUAAACACAUGGUCUACUUGGCCUGGAACAUACCUCUCCAGAACUCUGGAAUUGACUAUGGAGACAUUUCUUCCAGAAUGGCACUCCGGGAGAAACUGAAAUGUAAAACUUUUGGCUGGUACCUGAAAAAUGUUUAUCCACUCCUGAAACCCAUCCUCAACAUUGUGGGCUAUGGAAGGAUGAAAAACUCAUUGGAUAAAAAUAUUUGCCUGGAUCGUGGACCUGUUCCAGGCAAUACCCCCAUCAUGUAUCCGUGCCAUGAAUUCAGUCCACAGAACGUCUACUACCUCCAAACUGGGGAAUUCUAUGUGGGACCACUGGUCUCAGAGGCAGGCAAUGGUGAUCGAUGCUUGACAGACCCUGGAAAUGGGGAGAAGCCCACAUUGGAGCCAUGUUCAACGGCAGCCAAAAGCAGAUUGUUCAUUUACUGGGAAUUUAAACAGGGUGGAGCUUUCGUUAACAAGGACACCAAGCGGUGCCUGGAGAUCAGGAGGGAUCCCUCCAGUGCCUACGUGCCUGUGCUGCAGACCUGUACCCCACAAGCAUGGGAAAUACAGUACACCGUGAAGGACUGGGGACAAUGA
Messenger RNA from Castor canadensis (American beaver), 1902 nucleotides. It is a transcript of the gene Galnt8, whose product is annotated as polypeptide N-acetylgalactosaminyltransferase 8. Gene Ontology annotation, biological process: protein O-linked glycosylation. Gene Ontology annotation, cellular component: Golgi apparatus. The record is from RefSeq and is a predicted model, not a curated record. Gene Ontology annotation, molecular function: polypeptide N-acetylgalactosaminyltransferase activity. Lineage: Eukaryota; Metazoa; Chordata; Mammalia; Rodentia; Castoridae.